Rotaria sp. Silwood1 is the source of this 366-nucleotide messenger RNA. Lineage: Eukaryota; Metazoa; Rotifera; Eurotatoria; Philodinida; Philodinidae. The record is from the annotation of a GenBank genome assembly.
AUGCCACAAUUAGGUGCGUGUGUCGAUGCAAAAUGUGAUGAUAAAAUAAAGGAACUAUAUGAAUGCCAUUGUUGUUUACAACUGGUUUGCUUAUCUCAUUUGAAUACACAUCUCGAAAUAAGAAAACAAACACAAGAGUUAGAUGAUAUUCGUAAUGAAUUACAUCUUGCUAAAAAUAAACUAAAAUCAAUCGUGGAAGAACAAAUGUUAGUUAUUCAACAUAAUCAAGAUUUGAUUACACAAGCAGAACAAUGUCUCGAUGUAUCAAAUAGUUCCCUCGAUGAGCUUCGAAAUCUCGUCGAAAAUAUUCAUCAAGCUAUGCCGUUGAGUCAAUCAGGUAAAAAUUUAUUAACAUAUUGUUUUUAG